CGAGUGCGCACGAAGCCACAAGUUAUGGCGCUAGAGUGAGACCAUGUCUGCUUGUGUGCGGCGAUUGUUUGGAUUGAUAAUGCACUUAAAUGUAGGACAUGUAAUGCAUGCAUCUUCUCCAUGACAUAGGAAGGUUUUUAUCUUCCCCGACAUGCUUUUUUGUUUUGGCCUGUUUGCUCUUCUAUUAUAUAAUACAGUCGUAGCUAACGCAGUCUGCAGCUUCACAUACUCUAAGAGAGAGAAGAUUGAUGUGGUGUCCUUAGACUACCAGAAGAAAGGUUAUGACAAGUGUGAAUAUCUGAUCAAGGCUCCUCCCGACAGUAACAUCAUUGCCCUCAACUUCACGGACCUAGUGGGAUUCCAAUCCAUUGUCAGUGGGACAGUGUCACACGCUCAGCGUAAUCAAGUGGGAUCUGAUCCCGAGGAUCUGCUGCCCUGCUUACCCCCAGAACUGACCAUCAGUGACGAGACUCAAGGACACCAUGGUCUAGUCGGCAGCAGGAUUUGCAAAUCUCAGAAUUACCAAACCCCUCAUGUCUUUCAUUUUAAAUCCAAUGUGUUAAAAAUAAUAUAUGUCUGGGUAGAGGAUGAACAAAGUGGUUUCACAUUGGAUAUAAAUUUUCACCAGAGUUUCAAUAAUUGUGUAUUUACCUGUGAUGGAACCCGCUGUCUGGAAAACAAGAGCUUGAUUUGUGAUCAAGUAUAUCACUGCAAGGACAAGACAGAUGAGAACAACUGUCCCCAGUCUUCUGUAGGCACAGCGUCCACGACAGUAACUCGAGUUGUGGUCAUCAUUGUGACAAUUACUUUAAUGCCGGUAUUGGCCAUUUUGAUCUGUGUAGCAAGCCCGUGUAAAUCGACUCGUCGCAUGUUGCGCCGGUGGACGAAUCGCGACCAUGGGGAUGUGGAAAACCGACAGUUGAGGCCCCGAUCCCAAGUAUCAGAGGGUGGUUUUGGUGGAGCAGCAACAUCUACUUCCUGUGUAUCAGCCAGUCAAGAAUUUUCGGAUCCUCAAGAAGCAUUGCUCCGUGAACGACAAACACAAAAACAUUCAAUGCAAGCUGACAUGACUAUUAGUUUACCGCCACAAAUACCCAUCUCACAAGAUGGGGAGGAAGGGUAUCAACAGAGUCAGAAGACUUUAAAAUAUCUCCGUAAAUCAGACGGCUACCAACAUUGCUUUAGACCCCCACCCAACAGGACUGUGCAUGAUAAAGAGAGCCCGCCUCCCUAUUAUUCUCAUUCUGCCUCUGCCAUUGAUAAAGUCGGCCAUUCUCCACUGAAAGUUGGGGGAAGUCCAAACAGCCGAACAACGUCCAGCGACAUGUUGUCUCGGUCGUACACUAUGGAUGCGGCAAAAUCGGUUGUGGUUUCGGUUUGUUUGCUGGGAGCUGUUUUGUCCCAGUCAAACUGGAUAUCACUCCAGGAGGCCAAGAAGUUGAAUGGUAAAGCAUGUUUCAAAAAAAUGUUCCCAGAGGAGAUCCGAGUGGGGUUUUUUUGCUCACUGAGAUUAAGUCACAGGGAGCUAUUAUGCUAUACCCUCGGUGUUGAUGUCAGCGUCGUGUCCAGACCUGACUGUGGUUCUUGCUGGGGAAUGGGGUCCACUAGUGCCCUGGCUGACAGAAUCAACAUCAAGCGGAAAGGGGCGUGGCCCUCCGCCUACCUCUCGGUGCAGCAUGUGAUAGACUGUGGGAAUGCUGGAAGCUGCGAGGGUGGUGAUGAUGUAGGAGUGUGGAAGUAUGCUCACUCCCACGGAAUCCCCGACGAAACCUGCAACAAUUAUCAGGCCAAAGAUCAAAAAUGUGAUACAUUCAACCAGUGUGGAACGUGUGUCACAUUCGGCAAGUGCUUCCAGCUGAGCAACUACACCUUGUGGAAAGUGUCAGACUACGGAACUGUGAAAGGCAGGGAUAAAAUGAUGGCAGAGAUUUAUAAAAAUGGGCCAAUCAGUUGUGGCAUUGAUGCAACAGAAAAACUAGAGGCAUAUCAAGGUGGAAUAUACACAGAAAAGAAAAUGCUCCCAGAGGUAAAUCAUAUUGUGUCAGUAGCUGGAUGGGGAGUGGAUCCAGCCACAAAAACCGAGUUUUGGAUCGUGAGAAACUCCUGGGGAGAUCCUUGGGGAGAGCAUGGAUGGUUGAGGAUUGUCACGAGUGCCUACAAUGGAGGGAAAGGCAAUGACUACAAUCUGGCCAUUGAGUCCAGGUGUGCCUAUGGAGAUCCCAUCAUUCCACCAGGAUAUUGAACCAGCAGAAAAACUUUCUCAAUUAUCUCUCAACAAAGAAGAUGACUUGCAAUUUUAUCUCACUAUUUGUCUAAUUUCUAGUUUUUGUACUUUGCUAUUUUUCUGUACUUACAAAAUCUGAUAAUUUAUACUGGUACAUUUUGAUUUUUGGAUUAUGGAUGUAACAUGUAUAUGGUGAAUUUGUUUUAGUCUACAUCCAUGGAAAAAAAAAGCAUAAAUGAAGUUAUAGUAAUGCUUUUCAUGGUACAUGUACUCUUUUGUUUUUGUUUCAUUACACGGUUGUACACAUGCUAGAUGCUUUUUAGUACACAGUUUGUGAUGUAGAUCAUACCGGUUUACUCCAUGGUAAGGUGAAGAUUGUUAACCAGAAAUUUAUUUUCAAACUUUUGUCUGAUCAUUGCAAAAUGAAAAAUUAUUGGUAAAUUGUAAAAAGUAUUUUAUAUACUGGUAUAUGUAAAAGUUAAAAAUAAAGUUGGUAUUUUUCAA
Magallana angulata is the source of this 2728-nucleotide messenger RNA. RefSeq lists its product as uncharacterized. The coding region runs from base 152 to 2242 and encodes 696 amino acids. Gene Ontology annotation, molecular function: protein binding; cysteine-type endopeptidase activity. The record is from RefSeq and is a predicted model, not a curated record. Lineage: Eukaryota; Metazoa; Mollusca; Bivalvia; Ostreida; Ostreidae. Gene Ontology annotation, cellular component: lysosome. The transcript is spliced from 14 exons.